AAGCCAUCUCCUCGCCCGCAGCGGCCUCGGGAGGCGGAGAGGAGGGACUCGGCGAGAGGAACGCGCCGGAGCAGCAGCCGCCGGCCGGAGCCUGGGGAGCCCGGGGCCUGUCAGCGAGUCCCGACGAGGUACACCAGUUCACAGUCUAGCUUUUUCCAAGAGCAGCAGAAAAUGAAUGAAUCCCAGGGGUCAGUAUCGUUCAGGGAUGUGGCCGUGGACUUCACCCAGGAGGAGUGGCAGCAGCUGGACCCUGAUGAGAAGAUGACCUACAGGGACGUGAUGCUGGAGAACUACAGCCACCUCGUCUCUGUGGGGUAUGACAGAACCAAACCCAACGUGAUCAUCAAGUUGGAGCAAGGAGAAGAGCCAUGGGUAGCAGACAGCAAGUUCCUACAGCAGCAGCAUCCAGAAAAAGUCUGGAAAGUUGGUGACCUGAUAGAGAGAAUCCAAGAAAAUGAGGAUGAAUGUUCAAGGCAAGCUGUAUCAAUCAACAGCAGAACCCUGACCGAGGAGAGAGAGGAUGCGUUUGAUAAAACAUAUAACAUGGAAACAAGUCUUGCUCCUUCAAAUCUAAUGUCUCAUAAUUGUGUCUCAUGUGGGAAGACUUUGGAAUCUACUUCAGAAUUAAUUAUUAGUGAUGGAAGCUAUGCAAGAAAGAAACCUGAUGAGUGUAGUGAAUGUGGGAAAACAUAUGGAGAGAAACUCUAUGAAUUUCAUCAAAAUGGGGAAGCCUGUUCUCAAAAUGAAGAAAGUAUUCAGAAAAUUAGUAUUUUGGAGAAACCCUUUGAAUAUAAUAGAUGCACAGAAGCCUUAGACAAUGAAGCCGUUUUCAUUACUCAUAAGAGCACUUAUAUGGGGGAGAAGCACUAUGAAUGGAAUGAUUCUGGACCAGACUUCAUCGAGAUGUCAAAUUUUAACAUAUACCAGAGAUCGCAGAUGGACUUGAAGCCCUUUGAAUGCAGUGAGUGUGGAAAAUCCUUCUGCAAAAAGUCAAAAUUCAUUAUACAUCAGAGGGCUCACACAGGAGAGAAACCUUAUGCGUGUAACGUAUGUGGGAAAUCCUUCAGCCAGAAAGGAACUCUCACCGUGCAUCGGAGAUCACAUUUAGAGGAGAAGCCGUAUAAAUGCAAUGAGUGUGGGAAAACCUUCUGUCAAAAGUUGCACCUCACACAGCACCUGAGGACUCAUUCAGGAGAGAAGCCCUAUGAAUGUAACGAAUGUGGGAAAACCUUCUGCCAAAAGACACAUCUUACCCUACACCAGAGAAACCAUUCAGGAGAAAGACCCUAUCCAUGUAGUGAAUGCGGAAAAUCCUUCUCCCGUAAGUCAGCUCUUAGCGACCACCAGAGAACCCACACGGGAGAGAAGCUUUACAAAUGCAAUGAAUGUGGGAAAUCCUACUACCGGAAAUCCACCCUCAUCACACAUCAGAGAACACACACAGGAGAGAAGCCCUACCAGUGCAGUGAGUGUGGGAAGUUCUUCUCUCGGGUAUCAUACCUCACUAUCCAUUAUAGGAGUCACUUAGAAGAGAAGCCCUAUGAAUGUAAUGAAUGCGGAAAAACCUUCAACCUCAACUCAGCCUUUAUCAGACAUCGGAAAGUACACACAGAUGAGAAGCCCCACGAAUGCAGUGAGUGCGGGAAGCUCUCACACCUCACCAGCCUUCACACAACUCAUCUAGGAGAGAAGCCCUAUGAAUGUAGUGAGUGUGGGAAAACCUUUCUUGAAAACUCAGCCUUCGAUGGGCACCAGCCGCUUCCCACAGGGGAGAAGUCAUAUGAAUGUAACAUAUGCGGGAAGGUGUUCUCUGAGCUGUCGUACUACACCAUACAUUAUAGGAGUCAUUCGGAAGAGAAACCCUAUGGGUGUAAUGAGUGUGGGAAAACUUUCUCCCAUAACUCAUCCCUCUUCCGACACCAGAGAGUCCACACAGGAGAGAAGCCUUACGAGUGUUACGAGUGUGGGAAGUUCUUCUCUCAGAAGUCUUAUCUAACGAUACAUCACAGGAUCCACUCGGGAGAGAAACCCUAUGAAUGUAGCAAGUGCGGGAAAGUCUUCUCUCGGAUGUCAAACCUCACUGUGCACUACAGAAGCCAUUCGGGAGAGAAGCCCUAUGAAUGUAAUGAAUGUGGGAAAGUCUUCUCUCAGAAGUCAUACCUCACUGUGCAUUACAGGACUCAUUCAGGAGAGAAGCCGUAUGAAUGUAAUGAGUGUGGGAAAAAAUUCCACCACAGGUCGGCCUUCAACAGCCAUCAGAGAAUUCAUAGGAGAGGGAACUUGAAUUUACUUGACAUGGGAAGUCUCCUCUGAAGUCAGUUCUCAUUCUAGAAAACCCUCUGCACAUAAUGGGUGUGGGAAGUCCAGCUGAGAGUCAGAUACCACUGUCUGAGAGUUCCUGUUUCUGAAUAAGGAAAAGCGUUUAGGCAUUGGAUUGAUUCUAACCUGAAUUUUCACAAAGACCAAUCCCUAAAAACACAAGAAGCAAAGCUUUCAGCAACUCAUUGGACACAUAGACAGUUUACACAAGAGUAAAACUCUAUAAAUAUUUAAUAUUUAUUUUGGAUUCCAGUAGUCUUUGCAUAUCAGGGAGUCAUACCGAGGCAAAAUCUGUUGAAGCAAUGAAUGUGGAAAAUACAUUGUCUUGGCAGUUGUUAUACUAAAAGCCAUAUUUCUGACAUAAAAUCUAAUGUUUAUAGGAACAGUAUCAGAAGCUAUCAGCUCUGAAUAAACCUUUAUUGUAGAAAAUGAAGUUUUAAAAUCUUCUGGAGUUGAUAAUGAGGACUCUAGCAUUAAAUAUGUACAUGGAAGUUUCUAUCACAUUUCCAAAAUGUGAUUAACAUUAAUUCUAUGCAAGUUUGGAUUUAAAUAAUUUGUGAAAAGGCAGUAUUCUUAUUUGAGUAUUAAGCUGGCAAAUGUACUAAUGUAAGCAUAUUGUGUUGAGGUGUUUGACAGGUACCAAAUAGUUAAAAUUCAUAAUUUUCUAUUCUUUUGAGGCAUUUUCAAAUGGGCUUUUAAUGAGUACUUCAUCAACAAAGGAGCCAGUGACUUUUGUAUAGCUUCCAACUGCACUGGAGCAAAAACAACUUUUAAAUACUAUUUUCAUAAACCAUGAAUAGAUCACUUGGAAUCUAGUCUUUUCAGUGAAGGACAGCUAUACUGCUCACACUCUAUAAAAUACACCCCUCUCUCCUGCCACUCUUGUUUUUUAACCCACAGGUUUGAGUGUGCAGUUUGCCACUAUGAUGUAGUCCAGAAAUUCUCCCUGUGCUUUAUUUGAUAUGAAUCUGGAGUCAUUACUUUCUGUACUGACUCUUAUUCCAGAAUUCUGAAAACAAAUUGAUGCAAUAUUUCUAGCAGUCAUUUUUGGUUGAUUAACGCAGUGUCCCUUUUACCCUCUUUACUCACUGGAAGAAGUUAGGUGUCUACUAUUACUUCACAUAACACAGAGGGUGAAUCCUGAGUGACCUAAACCAAUCAUGAUAAUUUCAUUCUGAUUAUUGAUAACUUGUUUAUAGUGGUCACAUGACUGAAUCCUGGGCUAACAUAACAGAGACAGUUCUGGAAAAAUGAUAACAAAAGAGUGAUCAAAUGGGUCUUACUCCAGGAAUGUGAGGAUACAUUAAUUAAAAAAAAAAAAAAUCACUGUAAUCUAUCACGCU
This is a messenger RNA of Cervus elaphus (red deer), 3662 nucleotides long. It is a transcript of the gene RBAK, whose product is annotated as RB associated KRAB zinc finger. The record is from RefSeq and is a predicted model, not a curated record. The coding region runs from base 172 to 2313 and encodes 713 amino acids. Gene Ontology annotation, molecular function: DNA-binding transcription factor activity, RNA polymerase II-specific; RNA polymerase II cis-regulatory region sequence-specific DNA binding. The transcript is spliced from 5 exons. NCBI's taxonomy places the organism in Eukaryota, Metazoa, Chordata, Mammalia, Artiodactyla, Cervidae. Gene Ontology annotation, biological process: regulation of transcription by RNA polymerase II.